AUACCUGGGAUCAAAGCCAGCUAUAUAUAAAGUCCUUGAUUCUGUGUGGGUUCAAACACAUUUCAAAGUUCAGGAUCCUGAAAGGUUUCGCUCUACUUCCUGAAGACCUGAACACCGCUCCCAUAAAGCCAUGGCUUGCUUUGGAUUCCGGAGGCACGAGGCUCGGCUAGACCUGGCUUUUAGGACCUGGCCCUGCACUGCCCUGUUUUCUCUUCUCUUCAUCCCUGUCUUCUCCAAAGGGGUGCAUGUGACCCAGCCUUCUGUGGUGCUGGCUAACAGCCGGGGUGUCGCCAGCUUUGCGUGUGAGUACGUGUCUUCAGGCAAAGCCUCAGAGGUCCGAGUGACAGUGCUGAGGCAGGCUGGCCACCAAAUGACUGAAGUCUGUGCUGCAACGUACAUGGUAGAGAGUGAGUUGACCUUCCAAGAUGAUUCUACCUGCAUUGGCUCUUCCAGUGGAAACAAAGUGAACCUCACCAUCCAAGGGCUGAGGGCCAUGGACACGGGGCUCUACAUCUGCAAAGUGGAGCUCAUGUACCCACCUCCCUACUAUGUGGGCAUGGGCAAUGGAACCCAGAUUUAUGUCAUCGAUCCAGAACCAUGCCCAGAUUCCGAUUUCCUCCUCUGGAUCCUUGCAGCAGUCAGCUCGGGGUUAUUUUUUUACAGCUUCCUCAUCACAGCUGUUUCUUUGAGCAAAAUGCUAAAGAAAAGAAGCCCUCUGACUACAGGAGUCUAUGUUAAAAUGCCCCCGACAGAGCCAGAAUGUGAAAAGCAAUUUCAGCCUUAUUUUAUUCCCAUCAAUUGAGAGACCAUUAUGAAGAAGAAAGACAAUUUUCUAAUUUGAAAGAGCUGAGGCAAUUC
Messenger RNA from Pteropus alecto (black flying fox), 858 nucleotides. RefSeq names its product cytotoxic T-lymphocyte associated protein 4 (gene CTLA4). Gene Ontology annotation, cellular component: external side of plasma membrane; membrane. The record is from RefSeq and is a predicted model, not a curated record. Bases 131 to 802 code for a protein of 223 amino acids. Lineage: Eukaryota; Metazoa; Chordata; Mammalia; Chiroptera; Pteropodidae. Gene Ontology annotation, biological process: negative regulation of regulatory T cell differentiation; immune response; B cell receptor signaling pathway. The transcript is spliced from 4 exons.